CAUGUAUGUACUUUCUACAUUGAUCACACCAUCUGUUCUCAACCCAUGAGAUUUAUUCUCCAAACUCUCUCAUUUAAAUUCCAGUCCACUUCUAUACUCAGAAAUGGAAAAGAGAGCCAUGGCAAAGUUCGUAUGGAGUUUAUUUCCUCUACUGAUGAGUAUGAUCUUCAUAUCCUCUGUUUUUCCUUCUCUAUGUGAUCAGCCCACAGACCUUGUUUCUUGUUUAACAUAUCACAACAUUAAUAAUUUCACCACAUACCCAAAAACAUGUACUGAUUCUGCAGUUUACUAUAACCUCCUGAAUUUCUCUAUACAAAAUCUACGAUUUGCUGAACCAUCCAUUCCCAAACCAAUAGCCAUUGUACUACCAAUGAGUAAAGAACAACUAGUGAAUAGCGCUGUUUGCUGUAAGAAAGGAUCACUGGAAAUUAGAGUAAGGUCCGGUGGGCACAGCUACGAAGGUACUUCAUUGACUGUCACUGAUAGAGCACCAUUUGUGAUUAUUGACAUGAUGAAUCUAAACAAAGUCAAGGUGGAUUUGGCAUCAGAAGCUGCAUGGGUUGAAGGGGGUGCUACACUAGGUCAAACCUACCAUGCAAUUGCCCAAUCAAGCAACAUUCAUGGCUUCUCGGCAGGCUCGUGUCCAACUGUUGGGGUUGGAGGGCACAUUGCUGGAGGUGGAUUUGGGUUGUUAUCAAGAAAAUAUGGACUUGCAGCUGACAAUGUGCUGGAUGCAUUUCUGAUUGACGCAGAUGGACGGUUACUAGAUAGGGAAGCCAUGGGAGAAGAUGUGUUUUGGGCCAUCAGAGGAGGCGGUGGGGGUGUAUGGGGGAUUAUUUAUGCAUGGAAGAUCCAAUUGUUGAAAGUACCUCAAACCGUAACAAGUUUCGUUGUGUCUAGGCCUGGGACAAAACAUCUUGUGACCAACCUAGUGCACAAAUGGCAAUUUGUUGCACCUAAUUUGAAAGAUGAGUAUUAUUUAUCGGUUUUUGUUGGUGCUGGUUUGCCUAAAGCGAAAACAAUUGGAAUAAUAUCAGCAACGUUUAAAGGGUUUUAUCUAGGUCCAAGAAGUGAAGCCAUUUCCAUUCUAAACAGGGUCUUCCCAGAAUUGGGUGUUGUGGAAGAAGAUUGCAAAGAAAUGAGUUGGAUAGAGUCCAUUGUUUUCUUCUCUGGUCUAGAUAAUGGAAGCAUCCCUGACUUAAAAGACCGCUACUUGCACAACAAAGGGUAUUUCAAGGCCAAAUCAGACUACGUGAGGACUCCAAUUUCAUUUAAUGGCAUAAAGGCUGCGUUGGACAUACUUGAGGAGGAACCAAAAGGUUAUGUCAUUUUGGAUCCUUAUGGGGGAGUUAUGCAAAGGAUAAGUAGUAACUCCAUUGCUUUUCCUCACAGAGAAGGUAACCUUUUCGCCAUUCAGUAUCUUGUUGAGUGGAAAGAAGAAGAUAACAAUGUCAAAAACAUGGCUGAAUACUACAUAGAUUGGAUAAGAGGAUUUUAUGAUUCAAUGACACCAUAUGUUUCAUUGGGUCCAAGGGCUGCUUACAUUAACUACAUGGACGUCGACCUUGGAGUGAUGGAAGAGGAGUUGCUAAUUAAUAGUGGCGCUCCCUCUCCUUCUCCUGCUGAUGAGGUGGAGAUGGCUAGGGUUUGGGGUCAGAAGUAUUUCUUACAGAACUAUGAUAGAUUGGUUAGAGCCAAGACACUCAUUGACCCACUUAAUUUUUUCAGGCAUCAACAAGGCAUCCCUCCAAGGACAUCCACGACCAAUACUGUUGUCAAUGCAAAGCUAGCCUAGCAGAGGUACUAAUGAAUGAAUGAGACGAGAUGAUGGCUAUAUAUAUAGAUAAAUAGAUAAAUAUAUCUCUGUAAUAGUAACUUCAUAGGUUGGGGAUGGGAAGUAUGCAGUUUAUCUUGCCCCCAACAAAAUGUCAUGCAAGACUCGUACAAAUUGCCAGUGGCAAUGAUUUCUAUGUACUUCUUGUUUCUUUGCUUUUCUUAGAGGUGAAAAAAGAAGCAACAUGCAUGUGAGAUUCAGUAACAAAUUGAAUCUGAC
Camellia sinensis is the source of this 2053-nucleotide messenger RNA. Its product is annotated as berberine bridge enzyme-like D-2. Lineage: Eukaryota; Viridiplantae; Streptophyta; Magnoliopsida; Ericales; Theaceae. Gene Ontology annotation, molecular function: oxidoreductase activity; FAD binding. The record is from RefSeq and is a predicted model, not a curated record.